AUGCUUGAUGACGGCCUGACAAACUGGCGGCUCGUCUGCACCAGGUGGACACUAACCAAAAUCAUUGGAGAGGUCAUUAUAUGCUCUAUACAGCCAAUACCUAAUUUCAUGAACCAAAUAAAUGGAUUUAAUACUACAAAUUCCAAACUCAAAACUGCUGUUACCCAGUCGAAUCAGAACUAUGACCCUGGAGAUCACGAUAACCAUGAAGGUUCUUAUAACAGUGAAGUUCCCGUCAAUGUUAUACUCUCUCUGAUGAUGUUCUGUCGCUUUUAUCUUAUUGGUCGAAUGGCCGUUGUUCACAGUAACAUCCUUAUCGAUUCUGCACUUCACAGCUUCAGCGCUCUAAGCAAAGUGACCAUCAAUGUCCAGUUCGUUUUCAGAGCUCUAAUGUCCACCCACCCCGCCUGGGUCUUGAGUUUAAUCAUGCUCACCAUUUUUGUAUUAGCAUCCUGGGCGAUGCACACCUGUGAAAAAUUCGCUUCUAAUAAAAGUGACCAAUCAGCAACAACUCAGUCCAUGUGGGUGAUUGCUGUAACUUUUCUUACCGUCGGCUAUGGUGAUCUGGUCCCGGUUAGUACCUGUGGCCGCAUUAUUUCUAUAGUGACUGGUCUGUCAGGAGUUGGAAUUGUGGCUUUGUGGGUAGCAGUUUUAGCCAGAAAACUUGAACAGACCCGACCCGAAAAAUACAUAUAUUCCUUUAUCAGACGUGUUCGAUUGGAACAAAGUCGUAAACACGCGGCAGCUGAUGUGAUGAAACAAGCUGUCAGACUUUGGAAACUACGCAAAAAGGGUUAUCUAGAAGCCGACCCUCUGAUGAUUUCACAUCGACGCAAAUUCCUUCGGGCCGUUCCUGUCCAUGUAUUUUCUUCCUUUCAUUUUAUUCUUUCUUUCUUUCUUUCUUUCUUUCUUUCUUUCUUUCUUUCUUUCUUUCUUUCUUUCUUUCUGUUUCGUCCUUUAUUAUUUUCUUCCUAUUUUCCCUUUUCGCGGCUUUUAUUUUUAGAUCUUUCUUCCAUUUUAUUCCUCCAAAUUUCUUCUUUCUUCACCUCUACCAUUUUUCCUUCUUAG
Messenger RNA from Acanthosepion pharaonis, 1068 nucleotides. NCBI's taxonomy places the organism in Eukaryota, Metazoa, Mollusca, Cephalopoda, Sepiida, Sepiidae. The record is from the annotation of a GenBank genome assembly.